Morone saxatilis (striped sea-bass) is the source of this 2972-nucleotide messenger RNA. It is a transcript of the gene pdcd4a, whose product is annotated as programmed cell death 4a. Gene Ontology annotation, biological process: negative regulation of DNA-templated transcription. The record is from RefSeq and is a predicted model, not a curated record. Lineage: Eukaryota; Metazoa; Chordata; Actinopteri; Moronidae. Gene Ontology annotation, cellular component: cytosol; nucleus.
UGUUUAUCCUGCAGACGGUUUGUUUGAAAUGCUCUCCGACUAGUUAACCUGCUCUCUUUUCCCCUCUUCCUUCCUUCUCAGGCUCGUUUUUCUUUUUACUCUUCCCAGCCGUAAACGCCGAGAGGAGCGUGCAACCUUUGCAUUUUUACCUCCUUCACUCUUUAGCCUUAUUUGUUUUGUUUUUUUUUUGUCUCGUGGUAAUUCAAUCUGAUCUUUUUUUUUUUUUUGGUUGUUGCUGUGAGAGUGUGUUUUCUUCAGCUGAUAACCGUGCAGCACGAACAAAACAAACAAACAACAAAACCCAAAACAAACAAAAGGCUCGGGGAUAUAUUUGUUUUCACGUGCCAUUUGUCAAAAGUCAGUUUUAAACACCGAGCAGCUUGUUCUGCAGACGUUUAUCUGGGGGUGGGGAGGGGGAUUUGUUGCUCGACAGGAGGGAGCACACCGUGAGGAUAUAUAUAUUUUUUUUAAUUCGUAUUAGUCGAGCAUUUGGAGAGCGCCAUGGCGACCGAAGUGGAUACGUGGUCCAGCGCUGCACAGGCCGACGGGAUGUUCUCUUUUGACGACAACCUGGCGGAGGCUAACCGUCCCUACAGCGUUGACGAAGAUCUGAAUGAAUCGGAGGUGAACGGCAACUGGACGCCUCAGGAGAAAGCGCUUCACGAGGCGCGGCUCAAAGCCAAAGCCAAGCGACGCCUGCGCAAGUCCUCAUCCCGCAACUCCACCAGCGAGUCCUUCUCUGAAUCAGGAGAUUUGGUAGGAGGUGACCCACACAGUCCAAAGGGCAAAGUAAACACCAAUGACCGCAAAUCCAGGACGGGCAAAGGCCGAGGCCUGCCAAAGAAAGGUGGAGCAGGUGGUAAAGGAGUUUGGGGGGCUGCUGGGAUGGUUUAUGAAGAUGAGGAGCCUGAUGUACGAGACCCCAACUAUGAUGAAUCUUCUCAGGGGGACACCAUUUAUGCAACCGUUGUGCCAGAGGUAGACGAGAGGGAACUGGAGAAAAUGGUCAACCCAAUUGUACAGGAGUACUUUGAACAUGGAGACACAAAAGAGGUCCAGAUGCUACUGAAGGGGCUCAACCUGGGCCCACAUAAGUACGAGUUCUCCUCCCUGGCCGUGUCCCUGUCCCUGGAAGGCAAGGCCAGCCACAGAGAGCUGACCUCCCGCCUGCUGUCUGAUCUGACGGGCAAGCUGCUGUCACAAAGUGACAUGGCCCGUGCCUUCGACAAGAUCCUCAAAGAGCUGCCAGACCUCAUACUGGACACACCGGAGGCUCCACAGAUGUUGGGCCAGUUUAUAGCCAGAGCCAUAGCGGACCACAUCCUCCCCAUGUCUUUCCUGGACUGUUACAAGGGCAAAGUGGACUGUGAGCAUGCCAGAGUGGCUUUAGACCGUGCCGCAGUGCUGCUGACCAUGAAGAGGGAGAUGGUUCGCCUAGAUAAUGUGUGGGGUGUGGGCGGAGGCCUGAGACCUGUCAAACAUCUCAUCAAAGAGACCAUAGUGAUGGUACUGGAGUCAAAAGGAGACACUGCCAGUCAUAUGAUGAUAAAGCUGCUGAAGUCCUUCUGGAAAACGGGCCUGAUCACUGUGGAUCAGAUGAACAGGGGCUUCCAGCGUGUCUAUGAAGAGCUCCCUGAAAUCAACCUUGAUGUACCACAUGCCCACUCUAUAAUGGAGACCUUUGUGGACCUCUGCUAUCAGGAGUCUGUCAUCACCAAACAGCUGAGGGAUGCCUGUCCCUCCAGAGGGCGGAAGCGUUUUGUAAGCGAAGGAGAUGGAGGAGUGAUCAAGACCUAAUCCACAAGAGGAAGAGCAGGAAGAGGAGGGGUGUCUACAGGUUGUUGCACCCGUGUUGCCGCUCCAGCAUGUUUCCCCUGAAACCGGGCAUGCUGGCAGUGUAAAGUUUCCUUGUUCCUCUCUUAAUGAUGUUGUCAUUAAACAAACCAGCGUUGACGUUCGGUGAAAGUAGACUGAAGUGUGGCCCGGCCAUUCAGUUCCCCUUCAUCUUGUUACUCACUGUUUUGACAUUUUUUUGUAAGAAUAUUCUUUAUUUGUGGGGUUGAUGUGCUCCUCUUGCCUCAGUCUUUGUACCUGUUUUUCAAGAAUAAUUCAAGUAAGAGCGACAGAAAAAUGAGUGGACAAGCUGGGGAGUGUGGGAAAUGAAUUGGGGUGUUUUUGGUUCUUGCUUUGCUUGCUUUGUUGCCAUGUCUGUUUUUCUGUUUUCAUGAAAAAAAUAUAAAUGGAAAAAAAGCACUUAAAAGACAUAGCAUACUUCAGUGAGCACUUAAUAAUUUAGCUCAACAGCAAGGAUCUAAACCUUAUUUUCUGCCACAGAUUAUUUGAAAUAAUUUUCAAAGACAACAUGCUUUAUUAGCCCCUUGUUCAAGUGGUUCUAUUGAUCCUUUACGAACAGUGUUUUUUGUUGUCUUUUUUUUUUUCUUUGGUUCUUGGUCUCUGAGGCCAAAUGUUCACUUUGUAAAGCACGGCAGUCAAAGCAAGUGUUUUGGCUCUGUUUGGGUGUUUAUUUGAAACAUGCAUUAGGGCCAAAUAUACUUUGGGAGCCCUUUUUGAAAAAUAAAACUAAAUUGAGGUUAAUGUGUGUGUAUUAAAAAAAACAACAAAAAAAAUUUAAAUACAUGAAAAAAUUAAACAGCAAUAUUUUGAGCACUCUGACUUUGCUUGCAAUUAAUGGAUCUACAGCUCAUGUGAUCAGCAAUGGACUCUGGACAGGUGACCAAAUCUUCUGUAAAGCAGAAUUUAAAAGCAGAUUUAAUCUGGAAAUUGUCUUCAAACUUGGAAUCUGUAUGUCUGUGAAAUGGAAACCCCACCUUUUCUUGGAGGACGAUAUGUUAAGCAUAUUCAGACUUUUUUGCCACUGUCUGUAACUGUUUUACAUGUUGACCAAAGUAAAUGUGGCUAAGAAAUAUAUUUCAUUCAUUAAAAAAUUCAUUCAUUAAAAAAAUCAAAAUUAA